Molecule: messenger RNA, 1460 nt
Organism: Lepisosteus oculatus (spotted gar)
Lineage: Eukaryota; Metazoa; Chordata; Actinopteri; Semionotiformes; Lepisosteidae
Source: RefSeq, a predicted model, not a curated record
CCCGCGCUGCCGGGGUGAAAGCGACGCCUUGCAGGCUGGCUGGGCUCGGGCUGCUCCAGAGCGACCGGUCGGCUCGCCCGCUCAGCAAGGGAGCCUCUCCUGGCAGCAGACACAAAGACACUGCAGCAGAUCUGCAAGCACGUCUGCUGCUGCAUGCGGCUGGGAAACUUCUGGUGUCUCAGUUUUCAUUUGGAAAAGAAGCCAAGAUUGAGCCUGGAUUCAGACCAGCUGUGUUUUCCAUAGCGCCUGGUCUGCAGCGUCUCUCAGCGGAGUCAAGGCAGGGACAUCAGACAGCUGUCUUGGGUGGUCCUGCUUCAGUCAGAAGGAUGUGUCGCCCAGCGGGAUCCUGAAAGACCGUUUCCAAGCCUUCGGAGUUUGCUCUUUAAUCAGACCUGUACUUCUGUGACAGUACUGUCAACAGUAAACGCAACCUGGAAAAAGACCUGCGUCAGGAUCCGGUUCUAAAGGAGUGUUCGCCGGGGUUUCCCAGGGUCCGGCAUGGCGUUCGGCUUCUCCCAGGACCAGGUGGCGUGCGUCUGCGAGGUCCUGCUGCAGCGGGGCAGCGUGGAGCGCCUGGGCCGCUUCCUGUGGUCGCUGCCGCCCUGCGACCUCCUGCACAGGAACGAGAGCGUGCUCAAGGCCAAGGCCCUGGUGGCCUUUCACCACGGCAGCUUCCGAGAGCUCUACCAGCUGCUGGAGAGCCAGCCCUUCUCCCCGCACAACCACGGCUACCUGCAGCAGCUGUGGCUCAGGGCGCACUACCUGGAGGCCGAGAGGCUGAGGGGGCGCCCCCUGGGGGCUGUGGGCAAGUACCGCGUCCGGCGCAAGUUCCCCCUGCCGCGCACCAUCUGGGACGGGGAAGAGACCAGCUACUGCUUCAAGGAGAAGUCCCGCGGCGUCCUGAGGCAGUGGUACCUCCACAAGCCGUACCCCUCCCCACGGGAGAAGCGCGAGCUGGCUGAGGCCACAGGGCUGACCACCACACAGGUCAGCAACUGGUUCAAGAACCGCAGGCAGAGGGACCGGGCCUCGAGCUCCAGGGACAGGGAGAGGGAGAGCUCCGGCCAGCCCUGCGGCUCUCAGCAGCGGUCCCCCGCUGACCUGGGGCCAGGGUACCCCAGCUCUGAUGACGACCUUUCACCUCCACAGAGCCCCCGACUCCUGUAUCCCAGCCUGGGGCCCCCACCCCCACACCGGCAGCACCUCCCACCCGCGCCCCUGCUGGGAGUGGAUCUUGGAGACCUGGGGGACCCCUGAGCCAGGGGAGACGCUGGGGCGCAGGUGUGGGGGGGCCUCCCUCCCCCCCGCAGUGAAACUCGAGCACAGUCUCAUCGGCGGCUCUGUGGAAACCUCACUGGCAACAGCCCAGCACCCCUCUGUAUUCAGGGCCCUGGAGUCCUGUACCCAGCUGUCACUCAGAGAUUCACUCUACUGUCUUACCCCACAGUAAAACACCUUUG